AUGGCGUGGACCGAGCCACGGUCGCGUCCAGACCCAAAGCCAGAACCUAAGCCGACGCCUUGCAAUCUCAGGACUCACACGAUUGUUUCAUCAGCCGUCAUCCUUCAAGUCCAGCCUCCAGUUUUACUGCACCUCCUCCUCCUGCUCGCUGCCUCUGCUGACCUCGGUAUUGCAGGUCCACCCCAGCCGGCUCGCCCUCCCCUCCUGUCCGGACAGCCUUUUAUCAUCUUCUGGGGCAUCCCGGACUCUUCCUGCUCCGGUCGGCCAGAUCCCAAAUCUUUCGGGAUGGAACGGGAGCGUGUGGCCGUCUUUUAUGAGGACACACUGGGGAACUACCCGUAUUUUGUGGACAAAGACACACCUGUCAGUGGGGGGCUACCACAGCACACGCGGCUGGACAACCACCUCCAAAAGACACAGCAGGACCUGGAGGCAGCUCUACCUGCCCCGAGGUACCUCGGGCUGGGGGUACUGCGCUGGGCAGAGUGGGUCCCCCAGUGGUCCAGAAACAGAGAGAGGCAGGCCAUGUAUCUGGAGGCAUCGAGAAACCUGCUGAAGUCUUUCUUUCCUAGCUGGACCCCAGAGGAGGUGGAGAAGUGGUCAAAGGUGGACUUCGAGGCAGCAGGCCAGUCAGUAAUGAUGGAGACCCUACGGGAGGUGAAAAGGUUAAGGCCCAAAGCAUUAUGGGGUGUCUCCCCGUACCCAAGCUGCUACAACGGUGAUCCCGCCAAAACCACGUUAGCCAAUUAUACCGGCCAGUGCCCUGCUGCAGAGAUGGCCCUUAACGACGAGCUUCUGUGGCUCUGGAAACGAUGCUCCGCCCUCUACCCUCUCCUCACCCUGGAGAAGCUGCAGGGUGGGACCUCUGGAGCCCGGCUGUAUUUGUCCAGUCAAAUCGGAGAAGCGCUACGGGUAUCAUCUCUGACUGGGACAGCGUUUGAUCUUCCCGUGUUCCCAUUGGUCAAGAGUGUCUACGCCUCAACUAAUACUUUCCUGUCGCAGGCAGACCUGGUGAGCACCAUAGGAGAGAGCGCUGCCAUGGGAACAGCCGGAGUUGUCAUCUGGGAGAGAAGCGAGACUAAGACAGAGAGAGAGUGCCAGGACCUGGCAGAGUUCGUCCAAAAGGUCCUGGGUCCCUACUCCAUCAACGUAACCACAGCAACUCGACUCUGCUCAGCCUCUCUGUGCCAGGGAAAGGGCCGAUGCGUCCGUCAAAAUCCAGAAAGCUCUGCCUACCUCCACCUCCCGCCCCCGCUCAAAGUGGUGGAUAAGGUGACAGAAAAGCCAGAGGUAGCAAAAGCCACAGAUCAGCCGGACACAAGCACUAAACCAGCUGAGCCGGACCCAGCUGAGAUCUGGAAGAAGGACUUCCAGUGCCAGUGGUACAAGACUGCGGACGGGGACGUCUCAGACCAGCAGUCCCCCAAAGACGGAGUGUCUGUUGGUGGUACAGUAGGAAAAACAGCUGGAGAUGCAAUGGACACUACAACAGUGUCUACCAUAGCUUCUACAACAAAAGGUGCCUCUGUGACUGAGUUAGGAGGAAGCAGUUCACCUGGUACUGGAAGUUCAACGCCUUCACUGGAAGUCACUACAGACGGUAGUGCGAAUCCAAUCAGUGCCCCAAACCUGACUGUUCUGCUGUUGCUGGUGGUUGGAAGUCAAUGCCUGGAACCUUAA
This is a messenger RNA of Chelmon rostratus (copperband butterflyfish), 1680 nucleotides long. Its product is annotated as Glyco_hydro_56 domain-containing protein. The record is from RefSeq and is a predicted model, not a curated record. Gene Ontology annotation, molecular function: hyalurononglucosaminidase activity. The transcript has 6 exons. Bases 1 to 1680 code for a protein of 559 amino acids. Gene Ontology annotation, biological process: hyaluronan catabolic process; carbohydrate metabolic process. Lineage: Eukaryota; Metazoa; Chordata; Actinopteri; Chaetodontiformes; Chaetodontidae.